AUGGAGGUGGUGAUGCACUUUGUGGUAAUGCAUUGGAACCUCUGGUGCUGCAUUCUUUUGGGAUAUCUUCAUAUAUAUUGUAUGUCUUUUAGUUCAGGACAUCACUUGAAUAGGAGUACUAGCAUAGAAAACUGGUUGGGUUUUUCUGGGUCACUUGUGGGAGAUUAUUCUCAACUCCAUGAUUCUGCAUUUGUUGAAACAUCAACUUCGUCAUUCCCAUUGAAUGUUUCAGUCUCUUGUGAGGACUUGAAAGGUGUAGGAUCUUUUAACACCACGUGCUUGCUAAGCUCAACUCAUUAUUUGAAAUCGGAUAUUAACAUUUAUGGAGUUGGGAACCUGGAGUUACUCUCAGAUGUGUCACUUUUAUGCCCGGUGGAAGGGUGUAUGAUAACAGCCAAUGUGUCUGGCAACAUUAAACUUGGUCAAAAUGCAUCUAUUGUUGCUGGUUCUGUGGUUUUAUCUGCAGCGAAUCUGACUAUGGAAUACAAUUCUUAUAUAGACUCAUCAUCUUUAGGUGGGUCACCACCUUCCCAAACUAGUGGCACUCCUGUUGGCAAUGAUGGAGCUGGUGGAGGGCAUGGUGGGCGUGGUGCAUCUUGUGUAAAAAAUAACAAGACAAACUGGGGUGGUGAUGUUUAUGCUUGGUCUACAUUGUCUGAACCAUGGAGUUAUGGGAGCAAGGGUGGUGGGAAAUCUACUAAAAAGCAAUAUGGAGGGAAUGGUGGGGGGCGAGUUAAACUUCUAGUGAAGGACACUUUAUAUGUAAAUGGAUCUAUUAUUGCAGAAGGAGGACAUGGAGGGUCUGAUGGGGGAGGUGGAUCUGGUGGAAGUAUAUUGGUCCAGGCCAUGAAGCUGAAGGGGUAUGGUACCAUCAGUGCUGCUGGUGGGACAGGAUGGGGUGGAGGAGGUGGAGGAAGAAUAUCACUUGAUUGUUAUAUCAUACAAGAAGAUUUAAACAUUACUGUUCAUGGAGGAUUGAGUAUUGGCUGUCCUGGGAAUUCUGGAGCAGCAGGCACAUAUUUCAAUGCACAUUUACUAAGUUUGAAAGUUAGUAAUGACAAUGUUACAACAGAAACUGAGACUCCUUUGCUUGACUUCUCAACCAGCCCUUUAUGGUCAAAUGUUUAUGUGGAAAAUAAUGCAAAAGUUUUGGUUCCGCUUGUGUGGUCCAGAGUUCAGGUAAGAGGCCAAAUUAGUGUAUACAGUGGAGGAAGCUUAAUCUUUGGGUUGUCUGAUUAUCCAAUUUCCGAGUUUGAGCUUGUUGCAGAAGAGCUUUUAUUGAGUGAUUCUACCAUAAAGGUUUUUGGUGCAUUUAGAGUUUCUGUUAAAAUGUUACUCAUGUGGGAUUCCACAAUGCAAAUUGAUGGUGGUGAAACUACUGUUGUGACUGCUUCAGUACUUGAACAAAAUUCUGUCAUUACUUCAAAUACGAACUUGGCAUUAUAUGGUCAAGGACUACUACAAUUGACUGGUGAUGGUGAUGCAAUCAAAGGCGAGCGGUUAUCCUUGUCUCUCUUCUAUAAUGUAACUUUGACAGUGUUGCUCUUUCGACAGGUUGGUCCAGGUUCUUUAAUUCAAGCUCCUUUGGAUGAUGACGCUAGUAGAGGCAUGGUGACAAAACAUCUAUGCGACACACAGAGAUGCCCAAUGGAUUUGAUAACUCCACCUGAUGAUUGUCAUUUGAACAUUGUGGUGAAUUCUACUGAGUUUUGGCAGAUUUGUCGUGUUGAGGAUCUUCUUGUAAAUGGCAUCAUGAAGGGUAGCAUAAUUCACAUUCACAGGGCAAGAACUGUGAUUGUUGAUACCGAUGGCAUGAUUACUGCAUCUGAAUUAGGUUGCACUGAAGGUAUUGGAAAGGGUAACUUUUUGAAUGGAGCUGGUGGUGGUGCUGGACAUGGUGGAAAAGGCGGAUCUGGAUAUUUCAAUGGGAGAGAGAGUAUUGGUGGUAAUGACUAUGGAAAUGCUAUUCUUCCAUGUGAAUUGGGUAGUGGAACUGAGGGCCCAAAUGAGUCAUAUGGGCAUGUUGUUGGAGGCGGGAUGAUUGAUGACUGCAAAUGCUAUAUCUUGAUGGGAUCCAUUCAGUGGCCACUUUUGAAACUUGAACUUUAUGGAUCCUUGAGGGCUGAUGGCGAAAGCUUUAGCAAAUCAAUAACAAGCAGUGAUGGUUCUUUGGUGGGGGGUCUAGGUGGAGGUUCUGGUGGAACAGUCCUUCUUUUCCUUCAAGAACUUAGGCUCUUGGAGAAUUCAUCCUUAUCUGUUGUUGGGGGCAAUGGUGGCCCUGUUGGUGGUGGUGGUGGAGGUGGAGGUCGAAUCCAUUUCCAUUGGUCAAAGAUUGGUACAAAGGAAGAAUAUGUUCCCGUUGCAAGUGUUAGUGGCACCAUAAAUAACAGUGGAGGUGCUGGGGACAAUGAUGGCCAACAUGGACAGGAGGGCACUAUAACAGGGAAGGCAUGCCCUAAAGGGGGUGUUACAGAACGGUCUUGUCCAUAUAAAUGUAUAUCAGACAAAUAUCGAAUGCCCAAUUGCUAUACACCUCUAGAGGAGCUCAUUUAUACAUUUGGGGGUCCCUGGCCAUUUUCGGUCCGUGGAGCUAGAGCUGAAGAGACUCAAAAUCAGCCCACUAAUCUUCACCAGGAAUGUGCUGUACCACCAGUUGCUUGGCAACAACCUUCUCUUGAACACAUCCAAAGACCACCAUAUAAGGCAUCCUUAGGAUACAUUAGAUUGCUUUUGACUGCUGUCCAAUAUGAGACUCCAAAGGGGAGGCCAUACUUUAUUAACAACAAAACUGAGCUUAAGUACCAGGAAAAUUCCACCAGGAAGCUGGAUGAUACCACUAUUGAGACGAAUUCAAGACACCAUUGGUAUGAGGAUGCUUUUAAUAGAUUUAUUGAUGAAAUCAACUCAGUCGCAGCAUAUGAUUGGUGGGAGGGAUCAGUGCAUAGUAUUCUUUCAGUUGUUGCAUAUCCUUGUGCUUGGUCCUGGAAGCAUUGGCGGCAGAGAGUCAAAAUUAGUCGCCUUCAAGAAUAUGUCAAGUCUGAAUAUGACCAUUCUUGUCUACGCUCGUGUCGAUCUCGUGCUUUAUACAAAGGGAUGAAGGUUGGGGCAACUCCAGAUUUAAUGGUAGCAUACAUUGAUUUUUUUCUUGGUGGUGAUGAGAAGCGAUUAGACAUUGUAUCAAUUAUACAGAAGAGAUUCCCUAUGUGCAUAAUUUUUGGUGGGGAUGGGAGCUACAUGGCGCCAUAUAAUCUUUACAAUGAUACAAUGUUGACCAACCUCCUUGGUCAGCAUGUCCCACCAACUGUUUGGAAUCGCUUGGUAGCUGGACUGAAUGCUCAGUUACGGACAGUAAAGCAUGGAUCCAUUCGUACUUCUCUAGGCCCUGUUGUUGAUUGGAUAAAUAGUCAUGGAAACCCCCAACUUGAGUUCCAUGGAGUUAAAAUGGAGCUUGGAUGGUUCCAAGCAACAGCUUCUGGCUACUAUCAGCUUGGUAUCGUGGUUGCAGUUGGGGAUUACUCCCUUCUUGAUUUGCACCAGUCUGAUACUUGGGUUGCCACGGAUGAAGUUAUGAGGAAAAAUGUACAACAUGGAAAAAAGAAUCUUAAGCAGCUACAGCAUAGUUGGCCAUACAUGAGUAAUUCAUUAUCUCUUAAAAGGAUAACUGGAGGAAUUAAUGGCGGCCUAAUAAAUGAUGCUACCUUAAAAUCAUUGGACUUUAAAAGGGACUUUCUAUUUCCACUUUCUCUCCUGUUGUGCAAUACAAGACCCGUUGGUCGUCAGGACACUGUACAGUUGCUGAUUACUUUGAUGCUUUUAGCAGAUUUUUCUGUCACUCUCCUCAUGUUGCUUCAGUUCUACUGGAUUUCUCUUGCAGCUUUUCUCUCUGUUCUACUAAUUCUUCCCCUUUCUCUACUUUCUCCAUUUCCUGCUGGUCUGAAUGCAUUAUUCAGUAAAGAACCUAGAAGAGCUUCACUUUUUCGAGUAUAUGCACUGUGGAACGCUACUUCUUUAUCUAAUAUUGGAGUGGCUUUUAUUUGUUGUCUCCUUCAUUAUGCAUUAUCCCAUUUUCACCACCCUGAAGAAACAAGUGCACGUCAUGUUAAGAGGGAAGAUGAUAAAUGUUGGCUCUUGCCUAUCAUCCUUUUUCUAUUAAAGUCGGUACAGGCUCGUUUUGUCAAUUGGCACAUAGCGAAUCUAGAAAUUGAAGAUUUUUCUCUAUUUUGUCCGGAUCCGGAUGCUUUUUGGGCACAUGAAUCUGUUCAAAAGGAUGCUUCAUUUUGGCAUGGUCGGCAGGCGGUGUCAGCAGCAGCAGCCUUGCCGUGUGAAUAUAUUCAGUGA
Sphenostylis stenocarpa is the source of this 4338-nucleotide messenger RNA. The record is from the annotation of a GenBank genome assembly. Lineage: Eukaryota; Viridiplantae; Streptophyta; Magnoliopsida; Fabales; Fabaceae.